AUGUGUUUCGGAAGCAGGAAAACAGACGAGGAGGGUGCCAACAAGUCUCGCGAGCUUGACAAGAUCAUUCGCCAAGAUGAGAAGCGAAUGGCGAGGGAAGUCAAGCUGCUUCUGCUGGGUGCCGGUGAAUCGGGGAAGUCAACCGUCCUGAAGCAGAUGAAGUUGAUAUACGCACAAGGAUUCAGCAAGAACGAGAGGCUUGAAUGGAAGCCGGUGGUGUUUAACAAUGUUGUACAGUCGAUGCGUCUCCUGUUUGAUGUCAUGACCGAUCAAGGAAUUCGUUUCCAGAAUCCCGACAACGAGAAGAACCAAGCUCUUGUUCUCGCUGACCAAGAGAUCUCGCCGAACGACAACCUCCCCGACGACUAUCUCGAGCCAAUCAAAUCAUUGUGGGUGGAUUCCGGCGUUCAGCAGGCUGUCAUGAAGGGCAACGAAUACGCGCUGCACGACAACUUGUCAUACUUUUGCGACGAUCUCGACCGAUUAUGGGCCAAGGGCUAUGUGCCAAACGAUCAAGACUUGCUGCGCUCGCGAUUACGGACGACCGGUAUUACUGAGACCAUUUUCGACCUGGGCCAGCUUACAUAUCGGAUGUUCGACGUCGGUGGCCAGCGCUCCGAACGCAAGAAGUGGAUACAUUGCUUUGAGAAUGUUAACUGCCUGCUGUUCCUCGUUGCCAUCAGUGGUUAUGAUCAGUGUUUAGUCGAAGACAAGGACGGUAACCAAAUGAACGAGGCGUUGAUGCUGUGGGAAUCGAUCGCGAAUUCGCACUGGUUUACCAAGUCCGCCUUGAUCCUCUUCCUCAACAAGAUGGAUCUUUUCAAGGAGAAGCUGUCGUCGAGCCCGAUCACGAACCACGGCUUUGUCGACUACCAAGGCCCGCCGGAUGAUUGGAAGCAAGCCAGUAAAUAUUUCAUGGACAAGUUCAGGGCUCUUAACAGGAACCCCGAGAAGGAGAUCUACGGCCACUUCACCAACGCUACCGAUACAAACUUGCUGAAGAUCACCAUGGGCUCGGUGCAGGACAUGAUCAUCCAGCGCAACCUGAAGCAGCUCAUCUUGUGA
Molecule: messenger RNA, 1065 nt
Organism: Neoarthrinium moseri
Lineage: Eukaryota; Fungi; Ascomycota; Sordariomycetes; Amphisphaeriales; Apiosporaceae
Exons: 5
Coding region: 1-1065 (354 amino acids)
Biological process (GO): G protein-coupled receptor signaling pathway
Cellular component (GO): heterotrimeric G-protein complex
Molecular function (GO): G-protein beta/gamma-subunit complex binding; GTP binding; G protein-coupled receptor binding
Source: RefSeq, a predicted model, not a curated record